Messenger RNA from Lytechinus pictus (painted urchin), 939 nucleotides. Its product is annotated as DNA-directed RNA polymerases I and III subunit RPAC2-like. Lineage: Eukaryota; Metazoa; Echinodermata; Echinoidea; Temnopleuroida; Toxopneustidae. Gene Ontology annotation, cellular component: RNA polymerase III complex; RNA polymerase I complex. The transcript is spliced from 4 exons. Bases 63 to 320 code for a protein of 85 amino acids. The record is from RefSeq and is a predicted model, not a curated record. Gene Ontology annotation, biological process: DNA-templated transcription. Gene Ontology annotation, molecular function: protein dimerization activity; DNA binding.
GCCAGGUCCAAACUGCUCAGACUACUGAUAACUGGGACAAGAGCGAUUGCGUAACGUUUGUUAUGCACAAAGAAGACCAUACCCUUGGCAAUGCUCUCAGAUAUAUGAUUAUGAAAGACCCUGAUGUAGAGUUCUGUGGUUACAGCGUACCUCAUCCUACAGAGAAUAGGAUCAACUUUAGGAUACAAACAAAAGGACCGCCAGCUGGUGAUGUCUUUGGAAAGGGAUUAGCUAAUCUCUCAGAAGUAUGUGAUCACAUUCAGCAAACAUUCGAAGACAGCAUAAAACAAUUCAAAGAUGAAGGAAUGGAGAGUCAAUGACCCAGGACCAAAAUAUAGCAUGAUAUAUGGAGAGAAGUGGACUUGUACAUAGAACACCUUUCAUUCAUUCCUAAUUCUAGAAAGCUGCAUGGAGAUAGUGGUGAUACUGAUUUUUUUUUUAUCUGACCGCUAUUUAAGAAAGCAUGAAUGCUUGUAAGCAAGCAACCAGAAGACUGAAGGACCUGGCAAUGAGGAAAUGCCUUACCAAAGGGCACUAGCGCACCAAGUGGGAAUGAACAUUGGGUCAGCAGAAUCCAAAACCCUCGCUUUACGGACUAAACUGUCACGUCUCCUUAGGCAAAUUGUCAACAGUAUGUGCCCAGUCUUUUAGUACAAAUCCCGCUUUAAAGGCACUGUAUGUUUUCUGUGUCUUUAAACAAAUUACUUUUACUUCCAUCUGGACUUUUUUUAAUGGUUCAUUAUUGGAUAUACAUGUGUAUAAAUAUCAGCAAUCUGGGGCCCGUUGCAGAAAGAGUUGCGAUCAAACGCAACUCAAAAAAUCUUGCGCAACUUGAUUUUCAUCCAAUGAAGCACCCAUAUUCGGGACUUGCGUUUAGACGCAACUCUUUCUGCAACAGGCCCCUGAACUCAUUUCAAUAAAAAAAAUAUUGCCAAGCAA